This is a messenger RNA of Fusarium pseudograminearum CS3096, 1185 nucleotides long. RefSeq lists its product as uncharacterized. The coding region runs from base 1 to 1185 and encodes 394 amino acids. The record is from RefSeq and is a predicted model, not a curated record. NCBI's taxonomy places the organism in Eukaryota, Fungi, Ascomycota, Sordariomycetes, Hypocreales, Nectriaceae. The transcript has 2 exons.
AUGGCCGCACCUCGCAACCUACUGGCUGCGGCUUCAUGGCGAACGCUUGCUAAAUUUUCAGAUCAAUCUUGCCCUCGACUUCGAACCCAACCCCAUAUCGCAAUGACCUCAUGCUCACGAUCGAAACUUUACUCCACCUCACCCGAUACAUCUCGAUUCUCUUACCAUGUCGCAUCUUCCUUUAUUGCCAAGGAUAGGCCAUACGAUCCUUCUAGCCACGUCUUCCACUUCAACCCAUACAAUCGAAUUCAGCCCCCAAGAAACCGACGACCUUCUGCCCGUCCCGAGUCUGGUCACGAUGCCUUCUUUGUCAGCCGGGUUAACGAUUCCGGUUCAGUAGCCUUUGGCGUUGCUGAUGGCGUCGGAGGCUGGGUAGACUCCGGUGUUGACCCCGCUGACUUUUCCCACGGAUUCUGCGACUACAUGGCACUAGCUGCUCACGAACACCAAACCAGCUCGGAGCCCCCCCUGACGGCUAGACAAUUGAUGCAGAAGGGAUAUGAAGCAAUCUGCAACGAUCGCAGCCUUCGCGCUGGCGGAAGCACAGCCUGUGUAGCCAUUGCAGGAGCGGACGGAAAUUUAGAGGUUGCGAACCUUGGCGAUUCCGGCUUCCUGCAACUACGAUUAAACGGUGUUCAUACAUACUCGGAACCUCAGACUCACGCCUUCAACACUCCGUUCCAACUGUCACUUGUACCUCCCAGUGUUGCUGCUCGUAUGGCGGCUUUUGGCGGCGCUCAACUUAGCGACCUGCCCCGCGACGCUGACGUUACCCAGCACGCACUCCGUCAUGGCGAUAUAAUUGUCCUCGCAACCGACGGUGUUUUGGACAACCUAUUCAACCAAGAUAUACUCAGAAUUGCUAGUCGAGUCUUGGUUUCUUCAGGGGCUUGGGUAAUGACCGAAGCUGGUGGUGUUCGCAUGGCAGAAUCUUUGGAACCCCUGGUCGAGUUACCCGAUAACUCUGAGGGCAAGCGAACAGUAACACUUCAGAGCGCACUCGCUACCGAACUCGUAACAGCUGCCAAGCGCGCCAGCGUCAACACCAAAGUCGACGGCCCAUUUGCCAAGGAAGUUCACAAAUAUUAUCCCCAUGAGAACUGGCACGGAGGCAAAGUCGACGAUAUUUGUGUGGUGGUAGCAGUGGUCAACGAGAUUGCUCCUGCUGUAAAGGGCAAGCUAUGA